AUUCCAUUUCUCUUCACUAAUGACAGUUGACAUAAGAAAAAUAUAUUGCAGGAUUUGAUUAUUGGACGUAUAUUAUUAUUGAUUAAGAAAAUGUUGUAGUUCUAACAUUUAAAUACAUAUAAAAAUGUAAAUCGUGAUUAAUAGAUAAAAAUAUCAAAAAGUGCGUUGAUUGAGGUGUUAAACAAAUAUUUGUUGUUUUGUCACCAAUGUAAACAUGGCUGCUGCUACCCUUAUAACUAAGAAGUAAUGAAGACUCACAGUAAACAGAAAUUAUUCCAAACCAGUAUGAUUAUUCGGCACCCAGGCUGUGUCUGCAAGUCAGGCUGUAGUCUGGGUAAACUAUGAACUUAUUUGGCUGUCUUUUUCCAUGUGCCCUACAGCACAGUUGGUGGAAUGUUAGAAGUGACUUGUACUUGUCAGAGGAAUUUACUCAGAGAAUGGGAGUGAAUGCGUCAACAUCUCCAGGAACUGAUGCUAGUUUAGUGUCAGGUAUAGGAGGAGAAUCAUUCAAUAUUGUAUAUAGGGAUACUAUUGGAGUUGUAAGGGAAAGGAAGAAAAAACCAACUGGAUUUGCCACUUUGAAGAAAAAAUUUAUAAGAAAAAGGCGAUCUUCUAAAGUAUGUGAUCAUGCGAAGAUGCUCCGUGAGUUAAUAUCUGUUUGGAGUCCUUUAGAAGUGGCUGCAUUACUUGAAGAGUUUGAAGCUUUAGCAGCUCUUAAAGAUUUAUGUGUUCAAGCAGAAUUGGCGAGACCUCCUGCUGCAACUUUUAAACAGGACCUUUCAGCAUUAUAUGAUUUCAAGUAUUGUACUGAUGCUGAUUUAGUAUAUCGAAGUGCUUGUUUCCCUAUACAUCGUGCCCUACUAUCAGCACGUUGUCCAUAUUUUCGAGAUCUUUUAGCAGGAUGUCCAGGAUAUGGAGCAAGAAUUUGCUUAGAGUUAAGAACAGCUACAGUCGAUGUUCAACUGUUUUCUGCCUUGUUAAGAUAUUUAUAUACUGGCGAUAUUUGUCCACAUAAUACUAACAUUGACAUAAAUUUGCUUAGAAGACUGAGAGAAGAGUUCGGUACUCCUAAUGCGCUAGAAGCGGAUUUACGGUAUUUACUAGAAUCAGGUGACUAUGCAGACGCCACUUUAGUGUUUACUUCUGAUGGGUCCGAUUGUCAGCGACCUGAUUCUGGAAGCUCCGAGUAUGGAUUUAGACCUAAAUGUGAAUUAGCUUGUCAUAAAGCUAUACUUUCAGCAAGAUCUCCGUUCUUUAGGAAUCUAUUGCAAAGGCGGUCUAAAAGCGGUGAAGAACAUACUGAACGAGCUCUUCACAUCCCUACAAGAAUAGUUUUGGAUGAAACUGUGAUCCCUAAAAGGUUUGCAAGAGUGCUAUUGCAUGCAAUUUAUUUAGAUCAAGUAGAUUUAUCUCUCAUAUCCAGAGGAGGAUGUGGGGGAGGAUUAGGAGAAGCUCAAGCUUUAACCCAUACAGGUAGAGCUCGACCUUCACCAUUAGAGGAAGCAAUGGAAUUGUAUCAGAUAGGCCGAUUUCUGGAAUUAGAUAUAUUGUCACAAGGCUGUGAAGAUUUAAUUUUAGAAUGGUUAUCAUUGGAAACUUUACCUUCUGUGUUGCAGUGGUCCAGACUACCUCAUGGUUCAGCAUGGGUUCAUCGCCAGGCGUUACAUUUUUUAAGAGAAGAAUUUCAAACAAUAUCCCAGUCGACAGUUCUACAUCAAUUAGACAAAAUUCACUUGAUGGAAGUAUUGAAGAGUCCAUUUUUACAAGCUAGUGAAUUGGAAGUGCUACAAGCUGUUCUCAAAUGGGGAGAAUAUCAACUUGUAAGAAGAAUGGAGGACAGAGAGCCAAAUAUUGUAAGUCACACUGCCCAUUCUGUUGCCCGAAAAGGAGUGAAAAAGAAAGACUUGAGUGAUGUGGAAUUGCGGGAAAUACUGUCUGAUCUUUUACCUCUUGUAAGAAUUAACCACAUAUUACCAUCAAAUAGUGAUAUAUUAAACCAAGCUAUCCGUAGAGGAUUAGUAAGUAUACCACCAAAUCAUAUGAUUGGUGGCGAAAGAGAAAAUUUCAGAGUAAACUCUUGGAUUAGAGGAAAGAAUAAUGGAUCAUAUAUUCAGCCUAGACUUUUUAUGCCAUACUAUGAUGAAAUAAAAGUACGUGUUGAGGAUCAGCUUAUUCAAGAAGUGGAAAUGAUGCGCCUUCGUAGAGCUCGCUAUAUGCAAGACAUUCCAGACACACUGUAUAUGGUGGACGAGAAGCCACGUUUACAAGGUCCGGCAGGAGUAGAUGUUCUAGCUUCUGCGCUGCCAGUACCCGAUCCAACUGUGAUGAAUGCAAUGUUAAAAAGAGAACAAAAACUACGCCAAUCGCCUAGUUGCCAACGUGCCCUCAACAUGCCUUUAUCUUCCCGUCAUGAAAUUAAUAGACAAAUCAGAUUAAGAGUAGUUCGCGAAUUCAAUUUACCUGAUCCAGUGGCAGAUAUAUUGGAAAAUUGCUACGGUAUACCCGAUAAAAGUGAUAAUGAAUCCUUACAGAUAUCUCCUAAUAAACCAAUUAGUUUAUCUCACGGGUGUUAUAAUAAAAAUAUGAGUUUCCCUCGUCAGAGUUUUUCUCAAAGACAAGAAUUACCAGCUAUAGUACCCGACGGUGAAUUUCGUUUUUCAACAGAACCAGAAAGUAGUUCCUGUAGUGAUGGACAUCUUUCAGAUAUUAUGCCUGAUGUCGCAAUGGCUACAGCUUCAGUAGGACAAGUUCAACUUCAAGACCAACAAGAGAUGGAAUUGGAUCUCGGUGAUGGUAAUACUCGAAUUCAUAACACUAUUGGAGGACUUCAAGUUAGAACUGGAUCGUUACACCAUCCUCUAUCUUACAGACGAUAUCCACCUUCCAGUUAUUUGCAUUUAAGAUCAGAUUCUCAGUCUUAUAAUCCUCAAAUGCCAAGGUUUCUGUAGUUUUAAAUAUUUCAAUUAUGCUUAUUGUAAUAUAGCUUUCUCUAGAAAGCAUUUUUAUAAAUAUCCAGACAAAAGACAUAUUGAGAGCUAAAUACAAGCACAAAACCAAAAUAAAAUUUGAGAGAUAUUAAACUGAUUUCGAAGAAAUAUCUUAGAAUCAAAAAUUGUAUUACGGAUUUUAUUUCUAAUCUAUUAGUUAUAUGUCAUUCCAAUUUUUGUUGUAUCUUUAUCAAAUACAAUCUAACUAGUAUGAUAAGUUAACAAAGUAUCUGUUAAAAUAUUUAUAGAACUCGAUUGAAUAGAAUAUUUAAUCAACUGAGUGACCUAAAAAAAUCCAAAGUACAUUUUGAAGUAAAUACUCUUUGAGUUUAAUUUUAGUAGUAUCCACUUGGCAUUUUUGGCAGCUGAUCACUUCAUGUGUUGUCUAUUACCACAAUGAGAUUUGCAUUCUUGUUAUAUAUAUAUAUAUAUAUAUAUAUAUAUAUAUAUAUAUAUAUAUAUAUAUAUUUAUAUAUAUUUAUAUGAAAGCUCUUCCAUUUGGUUGUUUCUGUUGUAAUCAAUUCUUAAAUAUUCAGUAUUUUUCACAAUAUAAUUCUUACAGUUCAUGAAAAAUCUGUUUUCUAAUCUGUUUGUAUAUCUUCCAUGCACUGUUUAGUAUCAAUACUCACAAUAUUAACAUUGUUUGGUCCUCUGUAGUGAUAGUUAACAGUGUGCUCCUUUCCAAUAUUUAAAACACAUUAAGUAAGGGCCGGUUUCAUAAUAUAUUUAAAGUAAGCUUUAAAUUCAAAGUUUCCAUUAAAUUAAGUCGCGCGUUUCAUAAUUGACAUUUAGCGUAAAUGUUAUUUAUCUGAACUUUGAAGUAAAGUUAGAAAUGUAGCACUUUAGCAUAUAAAGUCUCCUUUAGCGGCAAACGUCAAAAGCAAACAUAUGCUAUGUUUGAAUUCUAAGCUGACUCGGGUGUCUUUCUAAUAAGUUAGGUUUAUGACACUAGAUAUCGUGCUAUGUUAAGUUCAAGCCUAUGGAAACACGAAAAAUAUAUCGACAUAGAUAGAAACGUACAAACUGCAUCCGAGUCUCGGCUUCGGAUUCAUAACAUUGUAGAUCGUUGAGCAGGCUUCGUUCCCGACUGGACAAUAUUCAAUAGCAGUGCUUUUAGAAAGCAGUUUGAGGAAGGACAUUUUUAGAGGGUGACAGCGGAUAUCGCAUUCAGAGAUACCUCAUGACAAAAUAGAAAACGUGAAUACAAACGCUUAAAAUUUAUACAAUAAAUCUAUCAUAAGAACAAGAAACGUCGUAGAAAUAAAAAUUGUGUAUCAAUCAUGCAAAACCUUUAACACUUAGGUACGAUUAAAAAUGAUAAAAAAAAUUAUUGAAUAGAAUAAUUGAAAUGAAAAAUUGAAUUAAAUAAUUUAAUUCGCAAAUACAAAACACAACAACACGCCACCAAAUAUGAAGUCAAAAGAAAUGUUAGCAACAAAAUAACAUUUCUACCUUUAAUUUUGGUUCUUUUUCUAAUUAGAUGUAUUGGAAAAGAAUAGAUAGAAUAUUGUCAACCUCCUUUCAACGCCUUAAAGGAGCCUUUACUUGAUAAACUCUUACAAAUCGAUUAUGGGCCUACUUCACUUCAACAACUAAGUUAAAAGCCCUUUAAUCUAAAGGAACCUUUAGUUAAAGUGCCAGUUAGGGCGGGAUUAUGAAGCCGUUCUUAAGUCAUUAUGUAGGAUAGUUAUUUUAUCGUCCUCAAAAUAUGAAAUUGAAAAUAAGUUUUUUUGUUCCUCUGUCAAUUGACCAUUAAUAUUGCAGUCUUAUUAUUAUUGAUUUUUAUUUGAACCAAAAGUACUACACUUGUUUGUUUUUUUUAAAAGAAUAUUUAUUGUAACUGUGGGAAUCUACAUUGCUGUAGAAUUAUAUUUAACUAUGCAUUCCAUUCUAAUUAGGAAUCAUUAAUCAAAACGUGAUUUUUGUUUUUUCUUCAAUGUUUAUAGACAUAAACUUAUCAGUGACUUCUAUCCGAUAGAUUUAAUAUUAAAUCUAAUAUUUAUUCAAAUGGUAAUUUGAAUCAUUUUAUAACAAAUUGGUAAUACUGAAUUCAAUUUGUUUAUUGUAAAAUACUGAGGUGUUACUCAAAUACCCAUAGUUUUUACUUAUUUUAACAUACAAAAAGGGAUACAGAAAUUAAGUAAAAACAACCGAGAAAAUAUACAUUGAUCACUUAAGAACAGGACAGUUGCAAGCUGGAAAGACAGAUUAAUCGAAGAAAAUAGGACACACAAGGAAUGGUGUCCAAUUUUAAAAUCUAGCCAGUGAUCAAAGAAGAAGACAAAAUUGUCAGUAUAAUGAGAGCAAUAUGAGUAACUGAUAGAAAAGAGAAUGAAGAAACAUUACAAACAUAAUAAAAGUAGCCAAUUGGUAAUAGAAUUUAAAAAAAUGAUUAUAAUUAUAUCAAUCUCUAAUAUUUGUUAUUAUUAAUAUUUAACAAUUAUAAAAUGAUAGAAAUAUCUGGAAAUUACUGUAUAAAGGGCAGAAAUGAAUGUUUUUUAGGUUUCUUCUAAGAAAAUAUUUUAUUUUCACGACCGAAUUUUUUAAAAAGCAAGUUUACACAAAGGAUUUUUAUUAUUAAAAAAUUGUAGAUUGAAUUUAAAUUAUUUUAUUUAUGACAGGAUGAAUUUAUUAUUUUAUCUAGUACAUUUUAUAAUUAUAGUAUAAGUUUUUUUAAUUUUAAGUCAAAAAUAAAUAACCCUUACAGUGUUAAAAAUGCUUUCUAGAGAAACUUUAUCAGUAAUAAUGUACAACUGUGAUUUUCUGUGAAAAUAUUUUUAGGUUUAAAUUAAUUUAUUGGAUGAAUUUGAAGAAUGAAUAUUGGGUGUAUUGACUAUGUAUCAUGUAUUAUUGUACCUGUGGGUGUAUCAUAUUAGAUAUUGUGUUGCUGUUAUUUGUAUAUAAAGAGUGAAAUUAGCAAAUGUGUACUUAAGACACUUUCUACAUUUUCAGUUGUUAAUUCCGAAAAAUAUACUUUGUUUCAAAUUAACUGUAGUGUAAAGUUGAAAAAAAUAUUAUUGUAGACAGUAAACCAUCUUACAUAAAUGGACUAUUCUGUAAUAUACCAAUCCAUUAAAAAAUUAUAUCAAU
This is a messenger RNA of Diorhabda carinulata, 6077 nucleotides long. Its product is annotated as BTB/POZ domain-containing protein 7. The record is from RefSeq and is a predicted model, not a curated record. Bases 342 to 2948 code for a protein of 868 amino acids. Gene Ontology annotation, biological process: morphogenesis of a branching epithelium. The transcript is spliced from 6 exons. Gene Ontology annotation, molecular function: protein binding. NCBI's taxonomy places the organism in Eukaryota, Metazoa, Arthropoda, Insecta, Coleoptera, Chrysomelidae.